Musa acuminata AAA Group (dessert banana) is the source of this 2203-nucleotide messenger RNA. Its product is annotated as receptor-like protein EIX1. The transcript has a single exon. Gene Ontology annotation, molecular function: protein binding. Lineage: Eukaryota; Viridiplantae; Streptophyta; Magnoliopsida; Zingiberales; Musaceae. Bases 16 to 2202 code for a protein of 728 amino acids. The record is from RefSeq and is a predicted model, not a curated record.
UGGACUAACAGAUGAAUGGAGGAGAGGGAUCUUCUCACUCCAUAUUAUCUACAAGUAGAUACCUGCAUUGUGAUGCACCAGCAACCAGAACCCCAACCCAUGGCUACAGACAGUGUCUUCGUUCUCUUCUACUUAUUGGCCUUCCUAUGCAUUCAACUGAUAAAACCCAACGUCUGCGACGGAGCUCUAACCUCAGGCUGCAUCCCUGCCGAAAGAAGUGCUCUACUUGAGUUCAAACGAGGCCUGAAAGAUCCUACCAACAGGCUGUCCUCUUGGGUGGGUGAAGACUGCUGCAAAUGGGAGGGUGUGACUUGCAGCAAUCAUACUGGGCAUGUCGUCAAGCUGGACCUCCACAAUCCGCAUCCUUUAUCUUAUGUUGGUGGCGAGGCAUACAACAACUGGACCUUAGGAGGUGAGUUGAGGCCUUCUUUACUUGGUCUGAAGCACCUAAAGUACCUGGACCUAAGCAUGAACAAUUUUGGAGGCAUUAGUAUUCCAGAAUUCAUGGGGUCAUUCCAUAAUCUCCAAUAUCUUAUCCUCUCCAGUGCUGGAUUGGGUGGACUCCUACCUCACCAGCUGGGAAAUCUCUCCAAUCUGCAGUAUCUAGACUUAAACAAUGACAUUUUUGUGGCUCCGGUCCAUGAAUUUAGAAUUGGUGAUGCACUCUGGAUUUCUCACCUUUCUUCUCUAAAGCAUCUCAACCUGAACAGUGUCAACUUUCAAAAUGGUACUCACUGGAUGGAAGCUCUGAACAUGCUUCCUUCUAUCGUGGAGAUAUACUUAUCUGAAUGUGCAAUUGGACGUGUUCCCCUCUCUCUUCCACAUGUGAACUUUACAUCACUGUCUGUUCUUGAUUUGUCAGAAAAUUUCAUUAACUCUACGAUGCCCUCUUGGUUAUCCAACAUAAGUGGCCUUGAGCACCUUGAUCUCGGUUACAACAACCUUCAGGGUAAUAUUCCACCGACCUUUGGUAACUUGGCUUCCCUCGAGGAACUUAAUUUAGCUAACAAUUCUCUUCAAGGAGGAAUACCCACUUCCUUCAAAAAUCUGUGCAGGCUGCAGAAUUUAAUAUUGAGAGCCAUCAAUAUCAGCAAAGAUUUGUUAGAACUCGAUGAAAUUUUCUCUGGUUGCAUCAAGAUGAGCUUAGAGAGCCUGGACUUAUCCGAAACGAAUAUUCGUGGGCAGCUGCCUGAAUGGUUAUUCCAACUCAGGAAGCUUAAAUCACUCCAGUUGGAGCAGAAUCUGAUUUCUGGUCCUAUUCCUGUAUCAAUUGGACAACUAGCAUCACUCCAAGAGCUCUAUCUUGGGGUAAAUCAGUUGAACGAAACUAUACCAGAAAGUGUCUGGUGGCUAUCUCAGCUAGUCGUUUUGGACCUUGGGCACAACAAUUUGGAGGGUGUAAUGUCUGAGGCGCAUCUUGGAAACCUCACAGAAUUGAAAUACUUAAUUUUGUCGUCCAACUCCUUGGCUCUGAAGGUCAAGAGCAAUUGGAUUCCUCCCUUCCGGCUUGAAUUCCUUUUGAUGGGCUCUUGCAAACUGGGUCCUGAGUUCCCUGCAUGGCUCCAGUCGCAAAUAAAUAUUUUCGAAAUUGAUAUGUCUAAUGCUAGUAUUAUUGAUGCUAUGCCAAACUGGUUUUGGAGCUUAAUUUCCACAGCAGGAUCCGUGAGUAUCUCCGGCAAUCAGAUCAGUGGCCACGUACCAAAUUUAUUGCAUUUAAACAACCUCAUCGAGUUGGAUUUAAGUUCAAACUACUUCGAGGGUCCUCUUCCGUAUUUUCCUCCUAGAAUGUAUUAUUUAGAUUUUUCAAAUAAUUCAUUCUCGGGAACAAUUUCACUUGACAUCAUCAUGAAUAUGCCUUACCUCAUAUAUUUAUCGCUUUCAAAAAAUAAUUUAAGUGGCCAAAUUCCCUUCUCUGUAUGCCAACUGCAGGCCUUAUGGGUUCUUGAUCUUUCAAAAAAUAUGUUGUCAGGAGAGAUCCCCAAUUGUUGGAAUAAUUUUUCCAGUAUCAAAGAUAUGGAUUUUUCAAGCAACAACAUAUCUGGAGUUAUUCCGGAGACAAUAUGUUCCAUAGAAUCGCUUCUGUCAUUGCACUUGAGCAGUAAUAGUUUAUCUGGAGAGUUGCCUUUGUCAUUGAAAUGUUGUACGAAAUUAGUCCUUCUUGAUGCUGGACAUAAUGAUUUGAAAGGUGAAAUUCCAACUUGAA